AGAAUAACGUCGGGUCGGGUCAGCGGGCGCUGCAGUAGUCGCCGCAGCGGUGAUGGGAGCGGUGGGGACGAGGCGGCGGCGGCGGUGGCAGGAAGAGAAACAGCGGCUGGCACGAGAGCAGCGGCUGGGGGCGGCCAGCAACGGCAGUAAGAGCAGUCGCCGCCGCCGCCAGUAAAGGCGGACGGUACUCGAGGGUACUACAUAGCCGGCGGGCCCUCCAACCCGCGCUCGGGUCCCGCCGCAGUCGAGCGGCGGGUGAUGGGCAGGCGGCGAAGGUUCCGCCUCCUGCGGGCUGACCCCUGCUGGUCCGGGCCGUGAGCCGGUCGGAGCCCUCCGCCCGCAAUCCCUGCGUCCUCCACGGCCCAGUUUAAAUGGAAACCACCCUUGGGAGCUGGAUGCCUGUAUAGCUGUUCUACUGUAUCAGUGAAUUGCAAUGAGUGGGGGAGGAGAGCAGCCAGAUAUUCUCAGUGUUGGAAUCCUGGUCAAAGAAAGAUGGAAAGUGUUAAGGAAGAUUGGGGGUGGGGGCUUUGGAGAAAUUUACGAUGCCUUGGACAUGCUCACCAGGGAAAAUGUUGCACUGAAGGUGGAAUCAGCUCAACAACCAAAACAAGUCUUGAAAAUGGAGGUUGCUGUAUUGAAAAAAUUACAAGGGAAAGACCAUGUUUGUAGAUUUAUUGGCUGUGGGAGGAAUGAUCGAUUCAACUAUGUGGUCAUGCAGUUGCAGGGCCGUAAUCUGGCAGAUCUACGUCGUAGUCAGUCCCGGGGCACAUUCACCAUUAGCACUACUCUUCGGCUGGGCAAACAGAUUCUGGAAUCAAUUGAAAGCAUCCAUUCUGUGGGAUUCUUGCACCGAGACAUCAAACCGUCGAAUUUUGCCAUGGGUCGCUUUCCUAGUACAUGUAGGAAAUGUUAUAUGCUUGAUUUCGGCUUGGCUCGACAAUUUACCAAUUCCUGUGGUGACGUCAGACCACCUCGAGCUGUGGCAGGCUUUCGAGGGACAGUUCGUUAUGCAUCAGUCAAUGCUCAUCGGAACAGGGAAAUGGGAAGACAUGAUGAUCUCUGGUCCUUAUUCUACAUGUUAGUAGAGUUUGUGGUUGGUCAGCUGCCUUGGAGAAAAAUAAAGGACAAGGAGCAAGUAGGCUCUAUUAAGGAGAGAUAUGACCAUAGGCUCAUGUUGAAACAUCUCCCUCCAGAAUUCAGCAUCUUUCUGGACCAUAUAUCAUCUUUGGAUUAUUUUACAAAACCAGAUUACCAGCUUCUUACAUCCGUGUUUGACAACAGCAUCAAGACUUUUGGUGUAAUUGAGAGUGACCCUUUUGACUGGGAGAAGACUGGAACUGAUGGCUCCCUAACAACCACUACCACUUCUACAACUCCUCAGUUACACACCCGCUUGACCCCUGCUGCAAUUGGAAUUGCCAACGCCACUCCCAUUCCAGGAGACUUACUUCGAGAAAAUACCGAUGAGGUGUUUCCAGAUGAACAGCUUAGUGAUGGAGAGAAUGGCAUCCCUGUUGGUGUAUCACCAGAUAAAUUGCCUCGUCCUCAAGAGAAGGAUGUCUGGGAAGAGAUGGAUGUCAACAGGAAUAAGAUAAAGCUUGGGAUUUGUAAGGGUACUACAGAAGAGGAAAAUAGCCAUGGUCAAGCAAAUGGUAUGCUGAAUGCACCAAGUCUUGGUUCACCCAUUCGGGUCUGUUCAGAGAUUACUCAGCCAGAUAGAGAUGUCCCAUUGGUGCGAAAGUUACGUUCCAUCCACAGCUUUGAGCUGGAAAAACGUCUGACACUGGAGCCAAAGCCAGACACUGACAAGUUUCUUGAAACCUGCCUGGAGAAGAUGCAGAAAGAUUCCAGUGCAGGAAAGGAAUCCACUGUCCCUGCUCUGCUGCAUAAGCCUUGUGUUCCUGCUGUAUCCCGUACUGACCACGUCUGGCACUAUGAUGAAGAAUACCUUCCAGAUGCUUCUAAGCCUGCCUCUGCCAACACCCCUGAUCAGGCAGAUGGUGGUGGCAGCAAUGAAUUUAUAGCAGUCAACCUGAGCUCCUGCAAGCAGGAAGUUGAUUCCAAAGAAUGGGUGAUUGUGGACAAGGAGCAGGACCUUCAGGAUUUUAGGACAAAUGAAGCUUUAGGGCAUAAAACAACGGGAAGUCCUUCUGAUGAGGAACCUGAAGUGCUUCAAGUUCUGGAAGAAUCGCCUCAUGAUGAAAAGCUCAGAUUAAGUCCUUGGGUAGAAAAUGAUCACUUAAAGAAGGAAACUUCAGGUGUGCUCUUAGCACUUUCUGGAGAGUGUCCUGCCACUGCUGCUUCAGAACAAUAUACAGAUAGGCUGGAACUCCAGGCUGGAACUGCUGCUAGUCAAUUUAUUGCAGCAACACCCACAAGUCCAAUGGAAGCGCAAGCUGAAGGACCCCUAACGGCGAUUACAAUUCCUAGGCCUUCUGUGGCAUCAACACAGUCAACUUCAGGGAGUUUUCACUAUGGUCAGCAGCCAGAGAGGAAAGAUCUUCAGCCCGUGGAGCCCACUGUGGAACUUCACUCUCCAAGGGAGACAGAAGGUGAACCUGCUAGUGGAGUAAGCAGAACAGAUUUGGGCCUUCAGUUAGAUCAUAUUGGUCAUGACGUAAUACCCAAGGAAGUUUGUAUUAGAGAAUGUGACAAAUCCCAAGACGUGGGCCAAAGAGACCAUCUUCCUAACCAAAGCAGACUGGUUGUGAGAGAAUUUGAGAAUCUCCCUGGAGAAACUGAGGAGAAAAACAUUCUUCUAGGGUCAGAUAAUGAAGAUGAGAAAUUAAGUAAAGGACAGUGUUGUAUUGAGAUCUCUCCUCUCCCAGGAGAUUUGAUAACUAUGGAAAGGGAUCACUCAGCUACUACUGAACCUCUUGAUGUGACAAAGACACAGACUUUUAGUGUGGUGCCAAAUCAAGACAAAAGUCAUGAGAUAAUGAGGCUUCUGGCAAUUGGAACUCCAGAAAUUUCUUCAAGAGUCAUUGACUCACAUGCUGAAGGACAGAUGGGCCAGGUGGCAGCAAUGCAAAAAAGUAAGAUGUCUAAGGAUGAUGAUGUCAAGAGUGAAGACUUGCUGGGCAAUCAAGGGGACCUCUCUACUUUUUUGUAUCAAGAAGGUAAAAGAGAGAAAAUUGCUCUGAAAAAUGGAGAACUAUUUCAUUGUGUUUCAGAAAAUGAACAUUGUCCCCCAUCCCGGAAAGAUGUGGUUAGGUCAUCCUUUGUAACUAGACACAGCCGAAUCCCUGUUUUAGCACAAGAGAUAGACUCAGCUUUUGAAUCGUCUUCUCAAGUCUCUGCAAAAGAAAAGCUCCUCCAAAAGAAAGCUUUUCAACCGGAACUAGUUAAGCUUUUGGUGGAAAAAAGGCAACUCAAGUCUUUCCUUGGUGACCUCUCAAGUGCCUCUGAUAAAUUGCUAGGGGAGAAACUAACUACUGUUCCUUCUCCCUUUUCUGAGGAGGGAGUCUUCACUCCCUUUUCAAGACUUGCAGUAGACUCUCACCUGAGCAGGUCAGCUGAAGAUAGCUUUCUGUCACCCAUCAUCUCCCAGUCCAGAAAGAGCAAAAUUCCAAGGCCAGUUUCAUGGGCCAAUACAGAUCAAGUCAGUAGCUCAACUUCAUCUCAAUUCUUGCCUCGACCACCACCAGGAAAGCCACCAACUAGGCCUGGAGUAGAAGCUAGGCUACGCAGAUACAAAGUCCUAGGGAGUAGCAAUUCCGACUCAGACCUUUUUUCCCGUCUGGCCCAAAUUCUUCAAAAUGGAUCUCAGAAACCCCGGAACAGUACUCAGUCCAAGACUCCAGGAUCCCCUCACAAUCCAAAAACACCGCCCAAGAGCCCAGUUGUCCCUCGCCGAAGUCCCAGUGCCUCUCCUCGAAGCUCUUCCUUGCCUCGCACAUCUAGUUCCUCACCAUCUAGGGCUGGACGGCCCCACCAUGACCAGAGGAGUUCAUCCCCACAUCUGGGGAGAAGCAAGUCACCUCCAAGCCACUCAGGCUCUUCCUCCUCCAGGAGGUCCUGCCAACAGGAGCACUGUAAACCCAGCAAGAAUGGCCUGAAGGGAUCUGGCAGCCUCCACCACCACUCAGCCAGCACUAAAACCCCCCCAGGGAAGAGUAAGUCAGCCAGUAAACUCAGCAGAUAGGAGCCAGGCUGCAUCUCCAUGAAAGGUGUGAGACCUUCCUCCUAACCUGAUGCAUGUUGUAUCCCUGUACUGUCUAUUUAAAAAAUCAGUGUUGAUCGUCAUUUGCAAAAACAGUAACACGAUAAAUUAUUUAUAAGAAGACAUUAAUAUGUGAUAAAGAAUUACCUAAGGCAAGCAGCAAGCAGAUCAGGAAUCAAGGCAUGUGUGUACUAAAGGGCAAUCCAGCAAAUCCAAAGGGGAAAAACUCAUUAAAUGAGCUCUCAUUUUUAAUCUGCUUUUGAAAUGAGUUGAGAGUAGGAGAUGAAAUGGAAUUUUAAGGGAUUUGGCCCAAUAUUUUAAGACUCUACUCAAAGAUUAUAUAGCAAAAAUGAAAUUUUAAUAUUUUCAUUCAAAACUCCCCAACCUUAGAGAGUCAACAUUGUUCAGAUACUAGGGUAUGUGUAAGAAAUCCGGUGUCAGGGAGUCACUGCUCAUGUAUUUUUUGACUCGUGUGUUUAUCUAGUGUAUUGAGAAUCCACACGUUUACUUUGCCUCAUUCCUAGUAUCCUCCCUGGAUUUCACAUUUUAAAGUUAGUGUUUCUCACCUGAUCUAAUCUUUCAUUUUAACAAUACAUUCUAAUACACUUUUAGUAGUACAUGCUGGGAAUUUCAAAUCCAACUGCCUUUUUUAGUCCCCUCCUGUUUUUCCUGGAGCAAUAUUUCUUAACCCAGUACAUUUUUACUGCAAAAUAAUAAUAAAUGAGAAACUUAGGUAAAGAAAGAAAAAGUCUAAAUAAAGGUGCUUUGUAGGCUUUCGUGCUUUAGGGAGAGAGGAACAGAGUGUGGAGCAAUAUCCUUUAAGAUAGAAGACCCUGUCUCUCCUGUUGAGUUUCCUCUGGUGGAGUAGACCAGAGUAGACCUUGCUUUUGUAGGUCUUCUAGGUACAAAUUCAUUCUCCUAACAACCUCCAAGAUGAUACCAUGGAUGUGGCAUUAUGCUUUUAGAGAUGGAGAAAGAAAUUAGGUAUGUUGAGGCUUAUAAUCCUCAACUAUGUAUUUUAUACAUUUAAACAAUAAGGAAUGAAUAUCUUUGGAAAUAAAUUUAGGCUAAAUAUUUAUCUUUUGAUGUUUUAUUACCUGCUUCUCCUAUGCUUCGGUUUGAUUUCCAUGUAAUCCCAGUUUACAGAGCUCUAAGGGGGAUCUUAUUUGUUCUAAUCUCACUCUUCUGCUAACAGGAAUCAGGCAAAAUUAAAUUAUACCAGACUUUUAAAAUGGUCUCUUUCAUGUUCUCUGGGUGUUUUGUGGUGUAAAGACCUUAUUAAGGUCAAAUAAUUGGUCUGCUUGCUGUUGAAAUUUGCCUUCUAGCAAACAUCUGUGCUUUCUCUUUGACCUUGUGUUUGCUGCCAAUCCUAAUAUGGUUAAACUGGGAAA
This is a messenger RNA of Orycteropus afer afer, 5553 nucleotides long. It is a transcript of the gene TTBK2, whose product is annotated as tau tubulin kinase 2. Gene Ontology annotation, cellular component: ciliary transition zone; nucleus; ciliary basal body. Gene Ontology annotation, biological process: peptidyl-serine phosphorylation; cilium assembly; signal transduction. Lineage: Eukaryota; Metazoa; Chordata; Mammalia; Tubulidentata; Orycteropodidae. Gene Ontology annotation, molecular function: protein serine/threonine kinase activity; ATP binding. The record is from RefSeq and is a predicted model, not a curated record.